AUGGUUAGAUCGUGGGUUGCAGCCCUGUUGCUUGGAUUGGCGGUUUCUUCUGCUGCUAGGAUCCCUGAUUUAAACUCAGGCAAAUCCCAUCGGUCCCUCAGAAGAAGGGCACCUGGCCUAGACCUUGUGACGGACAAUGUCGUGCCCCUGAAGCCAGUACACAGCGUGCUGCGUCACCAAAAGCGCCUCCACCGUCGCCAAUCCACUAGCAAUGGAGGCCUCACGGCAAUCAACAACCCUAGUCAAGCCAAUUAUGUUGCUCAGGUUGGAUGGGGUAAUGAAACAUAUAGCAUGAUAUUGGAUACCGGAUCGAGUGAUACCUGGAUCCUUGAGGAAGGGUUUCAGUGCCUUGAUAGCACCGGAGCUCCCACCAUUCAAAGCAACUGCCAAGUUGGACCUCAGUUUAGCGGAGAUUUCACCGGGGGUCAGAUUGAGAAUGUGAAUUUCAACAUCAGCUAUGGUACAGGAAUUCUGGCUGGCAAAUUCGGCUGGGAAGACAUCACCAUUGCCAAUAUCACAGUCAAGGACGCCCAGGUGGCAGUUGUCGAUCAAGCAUACUUCAAUUUUGAUGUCAGCGGCUUGUUCGGGUUGGCUUUCGCGUCUCUGACCAGCGAAUUCCCCGGCAACGACCCGACCAAGAAUAUCAAGACUCACUAUAUGACCUACGAGCCUGUCUUCUAUAAAAUGGUUGACCAGCACUUGAGCCUGCCUACCUUCAGCUUUGCUCCUGAUCGGGAUGGGCCUAAUGGAUACUUUGCCGUUGGCGGCAUUCCUCCUGUCAACACGACGGGGAAAACUGCCUCUGCGUCAAUCCUUACCAGCAAGGAAACCCACUCAAAGCCCUCCAUCAAUCGACCCGACUACUAUUACAUCAACAUCGACGGCGCUAUCAUUGGAAGAUCCAAUUCCACAUCGUCCAACUCCACCUCGUUUCCCCCCUUCGUUGGUUUCGUGGAUACCGCUACCACCCUCACCUUGCUACCUACCGCCCUUGCCACUGCUAUUGCCGGCGCCUUCAAACCCCCUGCUACCUAUGUCGCGGCUGCCAACCUCUAUGAAGUUCCCUGCAAUGCCACAGCGCCCAAACUCGCAAUCACUAUCAGCGGUGUGAAUUUUCCUGUUAGUCCCGCGGACCUGAUCCUGCAGCCUCAAGUUGAUGGGUCUACGGGACUCUGUGCAGUCGGAUUCCAGGAUGGUGGGGGCGAAUAUAUCCUUGGUGCAACGUUCUUGAACAACGUGCUUUCGACCUUUGAUUUGGGUGCGCUUGAGGUGAGAUUUACUGCUCUUACCCAGAAGCUAUAA
Molecule: messenger RNA, 1302 nt
Organism: Aspergillus pseudoviridinutans
Lineage: Eukaryota; Fungi; Ascomycota; Eurotiomycetes; Eurotiales; Aspergillaceae
Exons: 4
Coding region: 1-1302 (433 amino acids)
Biological process (GO): proteolysis
Cellular component (GO): fungal-type vacuole
Molecular function (GO): aspartic-type endopeptidase activity
Source: RefSeq, a predicted model, not a curated record